CCGUGCCGGGCUGCCAUGGAGGUGUGCGAGAGCGGCGAGCAGCCGCCGCUGCUGCUGCACUGGGACCGCAAGCUGAGCGAGCUGUGCGAGCCCGCCGACCCCGAGGCUCUGCUGGGCCACACGCACUUCACAGAGUUCCUGGAUGAGUUUUCAUCAGAUGUCCUAGGCCAGCUCUUGAAUGAUCCUUUCUUAUCUGAGAAGAAUGAAGUAAUGGAAGUGGAAUUGUCUCCGGCUUCCCCAGCGCCGCUCAUCCAGGCAGAGCACAGCUACUCCCUGUGUGGGGACUCUCGGCCCCAGUCGCCCCUGACCCACAUCUCCACCGAUGACAACUUCACCGAAGGUGAUCUGGAAAAUGAGGAAUGGUGCCUGGGCUCCGAGCUGGCUCCAGCUGCCAUAAAGACGGAGGCGGUGUUGGAUGAGACAGCCGGCCUUACUCCCUCUGUGAGCCUCACUGUCACGGCCACGGCGCUGGAGGGGGAGCAACCUGAGCUGCACACUGAUGCCCUGAUGAAACCACYGAACCAGAAAGCUCUUCCAGAGAUUAAAUUGGAGCCCCAUGAAGUGGAUCAGUUCCUGAACCUGUCUUCUAAGGAAGCAGUGGAUCCUCUGCAUUUGCCCCCGACCCCUCCCAGCAGCCACGGCAGUGACUCUGAAGGUGGGCAGAGCCCAGCCAGGUCUCUCCCUCCAUCAAGCCCAAUCCAGCUACAGGCCACAGCCAAAGUGACUUCACGUGCAGCUUCAGCGCUCUCCAAUUCCCCUCUCCUGACUGCACCUCACAAAUUGCAGGGGACCGGCCCGCUCAUCUUGACAGAGGAGGAGAAGAGGACACUGAUAGCAGAGGGGUACCCAAUCCCUACCAAACUGCCCCUGACAAAAGCAGAGGAAAAAGUGCUGAAGAAAAUCCGCAGGAAAAUAAAGAACAAGAUUUCUGCUCAGGAGAGUAGAAGAAAAAAGAAAGAAUACAUGGACAGCCUGGAAAAAAAAGUUGAGACCUGCUCAAAUGAAAAUACUGAGCUACGUAAGAAGGUCGAAGUCCUGGAGAAUACUAACAGGACGCUGCUGCAGCAGCUGCAGAGACUGCAGGCCGCCGUGGCCGGCAAGGUGACGCGCUCGUGCAAGGCGGCCAGCACCCAGACCGGGACCUGCCUCAUGAUGGUGGUGCUCUGCUUCGCCGUGGUGUUCGGCGGCGUCUCUCAGAGCUACGGGCCCUACCCGUCGGCCACCAAGCUGGCGCUGCCCCGGCAGCCGCCCUCGCCCGAGCCCUACACGGACGCCGUUGUGAGGUCGAGGAGUCUGCUGCUUUACGAGGAGCCUCCCCCGCUGGAGGAGCCGUCCAGCCCCAUGGCCCUGGCCGAGCGCGGCGACCGGGGCGCAGACGCCGCCAAGUUGGCAGCGCUGGCCCUGGAAGGCGGCCCGGGCGGCCAGCGGGACGAUAUCAUGCAGGUGACCAUCGCCAACGAGACGAGGCUGGAGAAGGCCCUGCUGCUGGGCCUGCAGCCGCGCAGGGUCAGCUCAGAACUAGAAGGAAAUGAAACACUGAAGAUAAUUGAAAUAGACAGAAGAGUCAAUGCCACCUCUUAAAAAAACAAGGCCUUUUUUUCUUCACUUCCUCCUUUCCCCCGAUAUUUUCUACCAAAGGUGCCCCCUUCCCCACCCCGACCUGUCACCCUCAGUGAACCAAAGCACAAACGAGAGGGAGUCACUGCCUGGCGCGCUGUGACUGCGGCUGGGGUCGCUUGUCCUUGCAACCCCUUCCCUCACCUAACACACGAGCCCUGUCGCUUUUAUUCCUUUCCUGUCGGAUGCUGCAAGGACAGGGAUGAGUUUUGGUGGCAGAUGAUGCCAGCGGAGCGCUGAUGCUUGAGCUGUGUGUGUGCUGGCACGUAUGCCAACCUGCGCGCAAAGACACGCUGCCGAGGAGCGGGGUGUGCCAAGGCAGCGGGAGCGCGUGGGUGAGGGGUUAUUUGGGAAGAAGGAGUGAAGAGGAAGGGGAGGUGAGGCGCGACGCUGCUCAGAACCAGGCCUUUGCACUUGAAGCCUUUGAGGGGAGCGAGAGUCACGUUCACAGGCUGCCUUUGGCGGCACAAGGAUCAACAGCACCGGCAGGGGAGGGAUGCGCGGUGAGUGCUGGAUGCUCCUCUCCCAACUCUUUCUCUUUUCCCCCUUCAGCCCUUCAUCCUUAAGCGGGUUGUUAGGUUUCUCCUUGGGUUGGAAGCAGUCCUGGRAGGUUUCCCUACUGCUGCUCCAUCCCUGUGGAAUUCAAGCAAAGAUCAGUCACUGUCUUGUCACACUUUCCCUGUGUGGGAGAAUUACACCAGUUUAAGCAAAUCUGUUUAGAAAGCAGGUUUUGUUACGGUUAUGCAAUGGUUUGGGUGGGUGUCCUUUAGUCUGCUUCAGGCUAAUCUGUUUUGCUUAAAUCAAUUCCUUGCCAACAUGAACGAAAUCAAUGUAAGACUUAAAAUAGAAGUGCCUCGUGAGAAGACUGUAUGGGUUUAAUUUAUUGGCUUCUAGAUGCAUCGAAGGAAUUUCUUAUGUAGACCUGGUGUCAGGUUGUUCUGUGUUCCCCUUUCCCCACCACCCUCCUGUCACUGUUGUAAAUAGUAUUUAUUAGCCUUGCAAGAUUUCRUUCAAGCAGCUGCAGUGAGAAUAGAGCUUUCCUAACCCUGCAAGUGAUCCAGGCAACUCUGAGGCUGGWUAUGCACAAAUCAGUGACCACCUCUCCCUCCCCAAGCUUGAAUUCCCCAAGUAAAUGUUAGAAAGUCAUGAGUCUCUUCUUGCUGUUGUCUCCUUUUCCAGAGACACAAAGUCUUAGAAGAGCCACGUAGCCAAAAUGAUAGGGGGAUGUGUAGCCCUGGCAAGGUGCUAGGUGCCCAACACCUUUAUGGCAAGACAGUCCCUGGCCUGAGAAGCUGAGUAGGCAGCAGACAAGACAGAAGAGGGAUGGGAGAGGCACAUGGGAGAUGGAGUGACUGGCCCCAGAUCCGUGGAGAAGCCAAAAGUGAUAUUCAAGUGUGAUCCUGGUCCAGCACUUCUUACUCUCUGACCUUUCUUGCAGGCACCGUUUGGGCCCUUGUAGCUGGUGCCUGUGGGGUUUCUGCCUUUCUCUGUACCCUGCCAUGCCUUGUCCCAGCCCUGCCUCUGCUCACAGUCAAACCUGCCCAGCAUUUCCAGCAGGUUUUAUCUCAUUGCACCAGGAGGGCACUCAGGCUCCCACAGUGAAUGGGUUUCAUGUGAAAACCCUAAUUCCACAGGCUAAUGUGGCCGCUUUGAAGUUUACCAGAAAAAUGCAAUUAAAAAUCUUUUUGACUUGCCUUGCUUUCUUUUCAUGAUAAGGGAAAAACUAAUCUAGCCUUACAAGUUGUUUUUUACGUGUACAGUAGAUAUUUCCUGCAGGUAUUCCAUUUUGUAAAAUACUAGAUUUGUAUUUUAUUAUAGCUACUGGCACCCUCGCUCCCCUCUUAAUCUUUAUUCUUCCUUCUUACAUUUCCUUCCUUUGCUGUCCUGUUUGUUGCCUCUGUGAUCUGAGUCAAAACUGAGUGAAAUGAAUGGAAAGAGUCCAGUAGAUUAGUCGGCUUUGGAUCAGUCCCCACGGUGCUGUUUUAGGAAGGUCUUUCACACCAGUGAGUGGAGCAUGUGCCUGAUUCCAGGAGCUACUAAGGAGUUUUGGUGUGCAGACCUGCCCGUACAGUUAUACAAGUGCCUUAUUAUUUUCCCGUUGGGAGCGAUGAGAGGAGAAAUGCCACUGGAGGCCGUCUCACAAGAGUUCCCUUCUCAGCAUGGGUCGGUGUCCUCCCUUGGUUUCUCUCUUCUGCAGUGGCUCUGUCAGAUCCUCUGCAUCGUUUCAUUUUUUUUUUUAAGCAUUAUUUAUUAGUGAUGAACACAAGUUGCUGUGGUGGAGCGUGAGACACAGGGGAUGGCAACGUUGUUUGACCACAUGAGGUCAGCAAAGGCAAAGGAGAAAGCCGGGACUGACCCUCUGGCUACCAUACAGCAAGCCAGUGUGAGUGGCCAUGGCCAUGAAAUUAAACAGUCUUUUUUUGUUUYGUUUUUGUUUUUCAGAGCACCCAGUUUGUUGUCUCUGGGUAGAACUGCGCAGGCUUCAGACUUUUGCAAAGAGGCCCAGGUUGCCAGGCUCAAGCCAGCCCUCGCUGCCCUGCUGCUUGUGCUGUGCAGAAGCAGGAGGCCAGUCCCCCUGGGCUCGUGUUCCUUACCCAGUUUAGCYUGUAACUGGUUCAUGUCCCAUUCCUUGCAGAGCUCCAACUAACCCCAUGGUGUUAAAAACACAYCUGAAUUACUUCCCAGCGCUCUUAAGGACAGGCAAUAUGACCUCCCCGAAGCAAAACAAAAACCCACCUCCCUCCCUGAACCCCACUGCUGUAGUCGCCAUCAAAGCUCUGCCUUUUCUUUGCUUCAUUUGGACAUACGAGUUGAGCUCUGACUGGGGAAGCCCUAUUUUCAGCUGAGGCAUUUCACAUUGGCUGCUGUCUGGGUCAGCCUCUGAAUGAAGUCAUUUGAACCUGUAUGGCAAUGUUGAUAUUUUUGUUACUGUUUGCUAAUCUAGUCCUAUAAUCUUAUUUUUUCUCAUCCUUUAUAUUAUUUUAUGGUACUCUUUUGGGAUUGCUUGCUGUAGCAUACACAAGGUUUGGGGGUCUAUUUUUAUUAAAUAUAAUUUCUUCAUAAUAUGGAAUUGCCUGUUUUAUUAUGGUACGUUUGCGAUCAUCUUUCUUUAGGGCUUUUAACAGAACUGGCUUCUCUUUGACUCUAGAGCCAAAGUAUCUCCAGUUUGCCUAUCCCCAGGUYUUUAUGCAACGAGGACCUCUUGGUCUCCCAGAUGGAAGAGGCGGGACCCGGGGGUGUCGGAAGCACUGGGCCCACGUGGGACGGCAGCGCCGGGGGCUCCAUGCUCAGUGUGCAGGAGGAGCAGGGAGAGGCAUCAUGUAAGGAUCCUGCAUUAAGURCUCUUAAAUAGCUCGGCUGGGUUGCUCCAGGUCUCAGCCUUCCGCCUUGGAGCUUUUCCAGUGGUCGGGAACUCGGUGCUGUAGCGUGGCCUUGAUGUACACGCASGAUAGGAAAAGGCCUCCCGCGCUGCUUAAGUGCCGCCUCUGCUACAGGACUUAAAUGAUCCGUAAUGUCUUCAGCUCUUCCCAGGUGCUGGGCCCCAGCAUGGUUUUUCGCUGCUGGUGAACUUUGUUUCCCAUUCAGACGUGUCUAGAUCUUUUAGCUCUUUGCUUCUAGAGAGAUAAGCUACAAAGGAACAUAGGGCAUUAUUUUUUAUAUAUAUAUGUAUUUAAAAGUAUCAAGCACAGGGCACAUGGCAAUUCUAACCUUGUUACCAGUGUGUAGAUAAUGUAUUUUUGCUAGGCUAUUUAUAGUUCUUUGCUGCACUUCUCUUGUUUCAUCCGUACCAUUCCGUAUUUUGGGGCUUCUCCCUCUCUGUACCCUGUCAUGCCCUUGCCCGAGCUCUGCCUCUGCUCACAGUUUGUCUGAGASUGAUAGUGGAUUAAGCUGAAGUUCUUAGGCGGGAUCCCAGCUGAUCCAGUGCAGCAGCUUCUCACUUGCAGCUUUCYGAGGCUGUUGGUCUCAUUUAUCCUGGCAGGCGACCUCUUCCAUAUCUCUCUGUAUAACGAUGUAGCAUAACACAAGCUUAGCUCAAUUUCUCUAAUGUGGAGCUGAAAAUGAAUUAAAAGWUUUUUUAGUCAUCUUUUCCUCAUGCUAAAAGAACAACAGCCCUCCACCCCAYUCCUUACCACCCGACUCCUUACCACCCCAAGAAGUGAAUUCUGUCUGGACACAUUUAGCAUGUAGGUCAAAUAAGUGAUACUAAUUCCCCGUUSGGAGGGAUUUCCACAGAGUAUACGGGCUCUAGAUUUUAGCUAAUGCCAAGAGGCCAUCGCACAAAGCCCACGCAGCUAAGAACAGAAGCAUAUGGAGUAUUUUUAUACUCUUGGUGACUAAAAUAUUCCUUUCUCAAGUCACUAAUUAGAAAGGGAACAUUUUGUAUUUUGAAGGUGAAAUGGUAGGUCAGUACUUGCAAACUACAGAAGUUAUAUUAGCCUAUAUAUGUAGCACAGGGCUAUGAUGUUGCUGCUUUGCACGAUAGCGUUAAGGAGAAAUGCCUUUGGGGGCUGUAAAGAUGAACUGCCUUAUAUAAUGAUGCAUUUACAAAUAAGACAGAAGGAUACGGCCCGAAUAUUGUAGCUUUCUUAUGUCUGUGACGUGGCCGUACUAGGGACUGCACCCUCAGCAUCUCCUUGCUUGUACUGAGUUGCUUCGGCACAGAGCAGGGCUGGGAGAUCCUGGGCCUGAAGGUGGAAUUUCCAUUUGUGUUUCUGGUUUUCGUGUUGAACCUUCUCUGCUUUACUGAGCUSUAGACCUGAGCUGCCUCCCUGCUUGGAAGAGGGUGCAUCUUCCAGGAAACUCGCUUGCCGUGUUGUUGGUUGAAUGGUGGUGAAGUUACUCCCAGUCAUCUCAGAAUAACCAUAAAGCUCGUGCCCGUACUUUUCCUCUAAGAGCUUGAACUGAAUAGGUGAGAAGAAAACAUGGGAGAGCUGGAUUUUAUAGAUGCCCCUUACAGAAAAGAUGAAAGGAGAGGCAGAAGAAGGUACUCUUGAAAGGACAGAGAGACUUCUCAGUUUGUCAUUUCUUAAAUUGGGAAUAAUGGUCUUUUUCAUUAAUUCCGCCCCCCUGUUUUUAUCUUCUUUUUCCCCUUGCUCUUUAACACUAUGCAGUCCUUUCUAUGUAAAAUGAACGUCUGUCUGACUUUUAUAAUAUACUCCAUUCUCCUUUCCAACAUAGAUAAAGAAAAGAAUAUUCAAUCUUUAGCAGCCCAUAAUAGGGGAGUGGAGGGAAGA
Messenger RNA from Nothoprocta perdicaria, 6851 nucleotides. RefSeq names its product cAMP responsive element binding protein 3 like 2 (gene CREB3L2). Gene Ontology annotation, molecular function: cAMP response element binding; DNA-binding transcription factor activity, RNA polymerase II-specific. The coding region runs from base 16 to 1581 and encodes 521 amino acids. Lineage: Eukaryota; Metazoa; Chordata; Aves; Tinamiformes; Tinamidae. Gene Ontology annotation, biological process: regulation of transcription by RNA polymerase II. The transcript has 12 exons. The record is from RefSeq and is a predicted model, not a curated record.